This is a messenger RNA of Emericellopsis atlantica, 1330 nucleotides long. RefSeq names its product JAB1/Mov34/MPN/PAD-1 ubiquitin protease-domain-containing protein. Gene Ontology annotation, cellular component: cytoplasm; COP9 signalosome. Gene Ontology annotation, biological process: protein deneddylation. Bases 181 to 1191 code for a protein of 336 amino acids. Lineage: Eukaryota; Fungi; Ascomycota; Sordariomycetes; Hypocreales; Bionectriaceae. The transcript is spliced from 3 exons. Gene Ontology annotation, molecular function: metallopeptidase activity; deNEDDylase activity; protein binding. The record is from RefSeq and is a predicted model, not a curated record.
GCGAGCUCUUAUCGAUAACCUGUCCAAUGCUCCGACAGCGCGUGGUGCGGGGCGCCUUUAGGUACUAGGCAGCAGUGGCUCCGCGCCUUCAAGCUCACACCCUCUCCACGCCCACGCACCUAGGCAAGUUGCCGGUUUUGUACGAUAGUUGCUUGUUCGCACAGUCGGCGCGUCGACAAGAUGGAGAACUCGGCUUUUGGCGGUUGGAUGCACGAGAACAACGUCCAGCUCGUGGAUCCGAAACGCGAUGCUCUCUACAAUUACGACCCAGAAGCUCAGAAAGCUCUCCAGAACGACAAGCCAUGGAGGAAAGACAAUAACUACUUCAAACAUGUUCGCAUCAGUGCUGUGGCGCUGAUCAAGAUGGCCAUGCACGCCCGCUCGGGCGGCUCGCUGGAGAUCAUGGGCUUGAUGCAGGGCUACAUCGAGCACGAGACUUUUAUCGUUACCGAUGCUUUCCGUCUUCCCGUCGAAGGAACCGAGACACGAGUCAAUGCGCAAGGCGAGGCGAACGAGUACAUUAUCGAAUACCUUGACCUGUGUCGCGACCAGGGCAGGCACGAGAACGUGGUGGGCUGGUAUCACAGUCACCCUGGCUACGGGUGCUGGCUUAGCGGCAUCGACGUUGAGACAGAGGCUAUGCAGCAGCAAUUCCAAGAUCCCUUUCUCGCCGUCGUCAUUGACCCCGACCGUACUAUCAGCGGCGGCAAAGUCGAAAUUGGGGCCUUCCGGACCUACCCUGCCGAUGGCACGGGGGCCGUUGUGUCUGGGUCCGCGACGACUUCCGAUGGAUUCCAGGCUGUUCCCCUCGACAAAGCUGCCGAAUUCGGUGCUCACGCCAAUCGGUACUACAGCUUGGAGGUGUCACACUUCAAGAGCACUCUCGAAACCCACUUGCUCGAGCAGUUGUGGCACAAGUACUGGGUUCAGACCCUCAGCCAGAACCCACUCCUCACAAACCGCGAGUACGGAAACAAGCAGAUGCUCGAUCUGAGCCAAAAGAUUGAGCAGGCUACAAAACAACUCUCUCGCUCUAGGGGAGCAUGGGGCACACCCAAGACGCCCGACAAACAAGUGGAGAAGAUGGCGCAGGAGGUCAACGCAAUCGCUAGCAAGGAAAGGACGGGAUUGAUUGCAAGCCAAGUCAAGGCCGAGCUGUUCAAUGAUAUCGUCGCAAAAGACUCGGCAUGAGGGUUGUGAAUUUCGGUACGGCGUUAUGAGGCAUAGAAGGCGUUGGCAAGGAAUGGAAUAUGAAUUUUCUUCCCCUCCGUUUCUCGGCUUUGACAGUGGCUCAUUCAAUGUCUUCUUUGCCCAGCCCACCUUGGCCUGG